AUGGUCAUUAUCUCAGCGACGCAAUUAGUCGAUCGUGUUCCCCAAUCAUUGCUCAAGAGAAACAAAGACACUAACUCCGAGACCUUCGAGGCGACCCAAAUGGUCAUCGGGGCCGGCUACGAAGACGCUGCAGCACACCAACCAGAUAAUGAAAUAGACACACAAGAGCUACGUUAUAGUGAACGGUAUGUUGACAGGGUGGACAUGGUGGUUCGGCCAAGGGAGGAAAUGACAUGGGAGACAUGGAGGUAUGCGUUACUGGGCAUCGGGAAGUUCAUGCAGAACUGGGAGUAUGUUGAGUUGAGCUUUGAUAUAUUUGUCCUCGGAUUGGGAAGAGUGGGGAUUGGGAGACUGUUUUGGGAGGGUGGGACUGGUUUGGAUAGAUGA
This is a messenger RNA of Letharia columbiana, 387 nucleotides long. RefSeq lists its product as uncharacterized. The transcript has 2 exons. The coding region runs from base 1 to 387 and encodes 128 amino acids. The record is from RefSeq and is a predicted model, not a curated record. Lineage: Eukaryota; Fungi; Ascomycota; Lecanoromycetes; Lecanorales; Parmeliaceae.